GCGGCCGCAGAACCUUUCUGGCGCGUUAUGGCGCGCUGCUUAGAGCGUCACUUCCGGCGACUUGCAGGAGGCGGGAGAGUGAGGGAAAGGCUGGAAGACGAGGUUUUGGUAACAAAGGUCAAACUCAGGACCUUGAGCUUUCCAGGAAGGCUGCGGCACCACUGAGCCUGCAGGAUGUUUCCUCAGUGAGAGGAAGGCUAUUGCACAAUGGCAGUGUUUGAUACUCCUCAAGAGGCUUUUGGCAUCCUACGUCCAGUCUGUGUUCAGCUCACAAAGACCCAGACAGUGGAGAAUGUGGAACAUCUGCAGGCACAAUUACAAGCUGUGAGUGACACUGCCCUUCAGGAACUUCAGCAGUACAUCCUCUUCCCCUUACGAUUUACCUUGAAGACCCCAGGUCCCAAACGAGAGCGCUUGGUCCAGAGUGUGGUGGAAUGCCUCACAUUUGUCCUCUCUUCAACAUGUGUGAAAGAGCAAGAGCUUCUUCAGGAACUCUUUUCAGAGCUUUCUACAUGUUUGUAUUCUCCCAACUCCCAGAAACCUGCUGCUGUGUCAGAGGAAUUGAAAUUGGCUGUAAUCCAGGGACUUAACACCUUAAUGCACUCAGCUUAUGGUGACAUCAUUCUGGCCUUUUACAAGCCCUCCAUUCUGCCUCGUUUAGGAUUUGCUGUAUCUUUACUGUUAGGCUUGGCAGAACAGGAGAAGUCAAAGCAAAUUAAAAUUGCUGCCUUAAAAUGUUUACAGGUUCUGCUCUUUCAGUGCGAUUGUCAGGACCAUCCUAGGUCUUUGGAUGAGCUUGAGCAACAGCAUCUGGGGGAUUUGUUUGCUUCUUUUUUACCUGGAAUCUCAACUGCACUGACCAGGGUUAUCACAGGAGACUUUAAACAAGGUCACAGCAUUGUGGUAUGUUCCCUAAAGAUCUUUCACAAGACAGUGGGCUUUGUUAUGGCUGAUGAACAGCUCAGAAGACUCUCAAAGGCCCAAGCAGAGCCUGUAGUUGAGCAUAGAAUUGCAGAGCUAAUGGUUCAUAGAGAAGGAGAUUGGGUAAAAAAUACUAGUGACAAGUUGGUGAUCCUUAUUAAAAAGAUAAUUGAGUGUGUUUCAGUUCACCCACACUGGAAGGUAAGGCUAGAGCUGGUAGACCUUGUGGAGGCCCUUCUUUUGAAGUGCAGUCAGUCACUGGUCGAUUCUGCUGGUCCCCUCCUGAAGGCUUUAGUGGGCCUCAUAAAUGAUGAGAGUUCUGAAGUCCAAGCCCAGUGCAAUAAUGUUCUGAGACAAUUUGCAGAUCAAAAAGUAGUGGUGGGCAACAGAGCCUUUACAGACAUCUUGUCAGAAAGCCUGCAUUCCCUUACCACAUCUCUUCCCCGCCUAAUGAACUCCCAAGAUGAUCAGGGCAAAUUCUCUACUCUCUCCUUGCUACUUGGUUAUCUGAAACUCUUGGGCCCCAAAAUAAACUUUGUCCUCAACUCUGUAGCCCAUCUCCAGCGACUUUCCAAAGCACUCAUCCAAGUUCUAGAACUAGAUGUUGCUGAUGUAAAAAUUGUUGAAGAGCGGAGUUGGAACUCUGAUGACCUGAGUGCUUCUCCAAAGACCCCCACUACAUGGCAAGGAAACCAAGUCCAGAGAAGAUAUUUCCGCUUCUUCACAGAUGAGAGAGUUUUUCUGCUUUUGCGACAAGUUUGUAGGCUUCUUGGUUAUUAUGGGAACCUUUAUUUGCUUGUGGAUCACUUUAUGGAACUGUACCAUGAGUCUGUGGUUUACCGGAAGCAAGCCACCAUGAUCCUUAAUGAACUGGUUACAGGGGCUGCUGGAUUGGAAGUAGAGGAUCUUCAAGAAAAGCAUACUAAAACAAGCCCAGAGGAACUGAGAGAGAUUGUGACAUCUUUACUUGAACUAUACACUAGCCAAGAAAACUGGUAUUUGGUUACCUGUAUUGAAACUGAGGAGGGAGAGGAGCUAAUGAUGAAACAGUCAGACCUCCAGGCAAUCACGUCUCGUGUGCACACCUGCCAAAUUAUAUCUUUUCCAGCCUUCUCAAAGCCAAGUCCCACUAUUUGCUCCAUGAACAGCAACAUCUGGCAAAUAUACAUCCAGUUGGAAGGGAUUAACCAGUUUGCAUAUGCACUAGGAAAAGACUUUCAUUUGCUCUUGAUGUCAGCCCUCUAUCCAGUACUAGAGAAGGCUGGAGACCAAACCCUGCUUAUUAGUCAGGUGGCUACCUGCACCAUGGUAGAUAUUUGUGUUGCUUGUAACUAUGACUCCUUGCAGGACCUAAUCAAUGAAAAUUCAGACUAUUUAGUGAAUGGCAUCUCCUUAAAUCUCCGCCAUCUGUCUCUGCACCCUCAUACCGCAAAGGUUUUGGAAGUCAUGCUUCGGAACUCAGAUGCUACCCUGCUUCCUUUGGUGGCAGAUGUGGUUCAAGAUGUCUUGGCCACCCUGGACCAAUUUUACGAUAAGAGAACUGCUUCCUUUGUCAGCAUUCUGCAUGCCCUGCUGGUAGCAUUAGCCCAGUGGUUCCCAGAAACAAGUUACAUCGGGCAACCCCAAGAUCAAAGUUUAAAGGAGGAGGGAAGUUAUUUGCACCAAACUCUUAAGAAUAACACUACAGCUGAAGACAUUGAACAGUUUGUGCUAGACUACCUCAAAGAGAAGGAUGUGGCAGACGGAAAUGUCUUGGAUUUUGACAGUGAUGAAGAGAAGCUGUCAGUCCCUCCAACGUUGGAGGAGAAUGACACUCUUCCAGAUGUGGAACCACCACUUCCAGUGCAUAUCCAGAUAGCCAAGGACGUGAUGGAGCGCUGCAUUCACUUGUUGUCAGAUAAAAAUCUGAAGAUCCGCUUGAAGGUCUUAGAUGUGCUGGGUUUAUGUGUGAUUGUUCUGCAAUCAUAUAAGAACCAGCUGCUUCCCUUGGUUCAUCGGGCCUGGCCCUCACUCGUGCACCGACUCACAAACGAUGACCCCCUGGCAGUGCUCAGAGCCUUCAAGGCUUUGUGCACCCUGGGAGGCAAGUGUGGUGAUUUUCUUCGGAACCGGUUCUGCAAAGAUGUCCUACCAAAGCUGGCUGGCUCCUUAGUUACCCAGGCUCCCAUCAGUGCCAGGGCUGGACCAGUUUACUCACACACCCUGGCCUUCAAGUUGCAGCUGGCUGUCUUGCAGGGUCUAGGCCCCCUCUGUGAGAGACUGGACUUAGGUGAGGGUGACCUGAAUAAAGUGGCUGAUGCCUGCUUGAUUUACCUCAGCACCAAACAGCCCGUGAAAUUACAAGAGGCUGCCAAGAGUGUCUUCCAACACUUGAUGAAGGUAGAUCCGGACUCCAUCUGGUUCCUCCUAAAUGAGCUUUACUGCCCCCUGCAGUUCAUACCCCCUCACCCCAGCCUGCACCCGGUGCAGCUGCGGGGGUUCUCUGGGCAGCAGAGCCUCUACUCGGCCAACGUGCUCUACCUGCUCCAGGAGCUGCAGUCCCCACCCCUGUGUGAUGGGCAGGCCCUGCCUCCUGGAAAGAGCACCCCACACUGCCAGCCAGAAGUUGAGCCAACUGUACCCCAGCAGCAGAGAUGAAUGUGAAGGUGGAUUAGACAGCCAAUCAAUUGAUCGAUCACAUAACUGCUUAGAAAUUGGAUUGAAGGAAAGUACCUGACUGUUACUUAUAUUUCAUUCCUCCAGUUUUCAGAUGACAUUGUCUCCGGGCUCUAAGGGUUUAACUCCUUAGCAUACCAUCUCCACAGCCCUACCUGCCUCACAGGGUACAAACAAACACACACACAGACACACACACACACACCCCUGAAUGAUUAGGGGUGGGUAAAGCCAACCUGAGUGCUGGAUGUGUCUGGACCUUGUUUAAAUGUCACACGUCUAAGAACCUUAAGAAUGUAACUGUGCCAUCACAAAUACAUAGAUUGGCCCCUCUGCAUCCACACACCAGUCCCCUCUAAUAAUGAAAUAGAGCUAAUUUGUUGUACCUGACCUGUUAUUUGGAAGAAAAUGAAGUAGAUAUGUCUUGGAUGAAAAGUGUGAUCAAGAGCUCACUUUGAAGUUUGUUAUUUAAAUUGGGUGAUAUUUUUAAUGAGUUUAUGUUCUUGAAUGGGUAAUAAAGAACUAUGGUACAAAAUCAAAGCAGUGCAAAACAGAAAACAGUGAAAAGUAAGCCUCCCCUCCCCAUUUCCCAGCCAUCUGGUUUCCCUCCCUAAAGGCAACCACUCACAACAAUUUUUCAGAUACCUUUUAAGUAGGGGAUUAGUUUCUUAAUUGGUUACUAUGGGUAUAUAAAGAAGCCCAUAUACCCAUACCCUGGCUUCGCUGGCUAUCAGCACAUGGCCAGUCUUGCUCCAUCUAGACCACUGCUCAUUUGCUUACUCCUCCAGGCCCCUGGAUUAUUUUCAUGCAAAUCCUAGAUGUCUUAUCCAAACAUUUUUGGAGGGUUCUAUUUGUAUUUUACAGUACUGGAGAUUGAGCCCAGCUUCACACAUGCUAGGCCAAGCACAGUACUGAGCCCCAGCACUUUUUUUGAGACAGGAUCUUGUGAGUUGCCCAGGCUGUCCUCAGACUUGUGAUCCUCUUACCUCAGCCUUUCAAGUAGCUGGGAUUAUUGAUGUAUGCUAUCACACCUGGCUCCCAAACUCUUUAAAAUGUUUAACCACAAUACCAUUAUAAUGCUUUUUAAAAUUUAACAAUGAUCCUUUCAUAUCUCAAGUAUUAAGUCAGUGCCUCAGUUUGCCCAGCAUGUUUGAAUCAGGAUCAAAAUAAGUUAUAUAUAUUGUUGGUAUUGAUGUGUCCCUUAAUAAAUCUUUUUGAAUUUAUAGGUGUCCCCUCUACCUCCCUUCCCUUUUCCUUGUAAAUUUUUUGGAGAAGAAACAAGCCCUUUAUCCUACAGCAUUUCCCACUAUCUGGAUUUACUGAUGGCAUCCCUAGAGGGUCAUUUCAUGCAUUUUUCCUGUCACCUAUAUCUGCUGUAAAUUGGGAGGCAGAGCAAGAAUCUUGAGUCAGAUUUGAUUUUUUUCUUGGUUAUGUGUUUUGGCCUAGUCCCUCCCUAGAUGGUAUUACUCCCAUCAGGAGGCACAUAACAUCUCAUCUCUUACAGUGUAUUAGCAGCUAUUGGGGUGUUCUACUGUCUCCAUCCACUUUUGGGAUUGCUAGCUAUUGCUCUUCUAAUUCCAGCGGGCUGGCUUACAUUUAGCCACAGUGCUCAUAUAAAGGGAAUUUACCCUUCCUCAACUGUGUGGUAACCUGGAACUACUGUUUGUAUAGAAAAGGCAGAAUAAAUACUUGACUUUUUUUCUAGCAGAGGAAUUUAACACAGAUUAUGUAAAAGUAGGCAUAUAGCCACACUGCCACACAAACACCGACACACACUGAAGGAUCCUGGGAAUGAUGACCCUCCUUCACCAGAUGCACAGGGACAUCAGCUAGACAAAUCUUCCAGUAGCAUAGAUAAUCCCCAAGCUCUUCAUGUGGACACAUUGGAAUAAGGGACCCCAGCUAGUUCUAGAGAGGUUCGGUGAUUUUCCUUUAGGGUCUACCGUGCCAGGGCAGUGGGAUGUCCAGCUUGGGUCUAGUUGGCAGCAGCCUGGCUCUGGUCUUCCUCUGCUGGUGAGCUACUCUCCUCUCUGGGCCUCAGUUCCCCAGCUAGAAGAGUAGUGAAAUUAGACCAGAGGGAGUGGUCCUAAUCUUUGGGGGCUGGGCACCUCCAGGCAUCUGUUGAAAUAUGAGCACCCACUCCUCAAAGCUCCUCCUCCUGUCAUAUAGGAGGGCACUGCAUCCUGCAUAACUGACCUCACAGAAUUCUAAGUGCACUCUAUAGAGACUAUCUGUGACCCCAAACUAAGACCCUCUGAAAGCAUGCACUAUCAUUUAGCUCUCCCAGCUUUAAAGUUCUAGGAUGAUCUCCUUUGGGAAAGGAAGAAAAGUGCCUCUAAUUGAGAGAACGGUAAAAAGAUUCACAACAUUGUUUCUAACUCCGCUGGGGACACAAAGUGAUAGGCUAAUUCAAUCUCGGCCCUGACAAAUGAGAAAACAGGUCAGAGAGGUGGCGUGACUUGCGGAGCAUUACGUGGCUGCUCCCCAUGAGAUUAAAGCAGGCUGCCUUCUCAGAGUGGCUGGGUGUGGCAGGCAGGCCAUGGUGAGUCCUGAGACGCCAGGGCAGAUGCACACACACACAUCCUAAUCAACAGGCUCUGGGAAAGCACUCCAGGAAGUAAUGAGCACAGGCUGGUUUGCCAUGGUGUUCCCAUAGUGUUCCACCUCUUUCUUAAAGAGUUAAGGUGUCCUGAGUUGCUUCCCAAUUCCUGAAGACAGAUUGUGCUUGAUUAAAAAAACAACAAAACUAAUUAGAGCACCUCUCCAAUUAUAUUAAGACAACUUUAAUUUUGAACCCAUCCAUCUGAUUCAGUCUAGGCCUUGUUAACAGAGGCAUCUCAAAGUGCUCCUUCCCCUCUAUUCCAAUUCCCUGGAAUGGUGGCUUCUCCUUCCCUCUAAGGGAGAAAAGCAUUAGUGUGGCUGUGGCUGGGCUUCAGGGUAGGUAAAGGAGGAAUGGACAGAAGCCAGAAGGCCCUAACUAAAUUUUAGGUGGAGAUAUUUGAGCUGUGCUCUGCCAGCAGCAGAAGGUUCCUGGAGCAUUCAGGAAAGUGCAGAGCUAGAUCCAGGGCAUCCUGUCAUGAUGGCUGGGAAAGGAUCAGCUGUGGUCCUCAGGAGGCUCCAUACUGUAGAAAGUGUGGAUGAUUUGGAGUUCGUUAGAGCUGGGGUUGAUUUCUGACUACCUCUGACCGCUGUGUGGCCUUGGGCAAGUCAUUUUACUUUUGAGAUUGAUUUUCCCAUCCCUAAAAGAAUUGCUGCCUUUGCCUCUUCCAGCAGCUGCAUAGGAAAGAAAAGAUGCUGCAGUGUCUAUAAAGCAACUGUCACAGUGCCUGGGGCUCUACCUGCUUCCCAGCUCAUUGGCUAUGGCUUUAUCAAGGAUGCACCACAUACUCCUCCAGUGUAGCUGAGGAAGUUUAUAGUUAACUCUCAGCACAAACCACUCCAGAGCUAGAGGGAGCCCCAGUAAGGAGAGAAUCAAAGAAGGCUUCUAGGAGGAGGUGAAGUCCCAUAGGACAGGUAGACUUGGCAGGCAGAGAGGCUCAAAGGCAUUUCAGACAGGGAAAAUUAAUAAACCUAAGGCAUGCAGGCCUAUCUGAUUUGUACUCAUCCCGGCUCCUGCUGGAAGUGACAGAGACCAAAUGAUUUGCUUGAGCAAAAGGAAAGUCAGUGCACAGAACCAAGAAGCCGGCUGGCUCCUGGCCCCACAGCCUCCCUGUCUUUUGAUCCCACUUUCCCUGGUUGCCUUCAUUCUCCAGAAGCCUCUCUUGAUAAAGUGUCAAUGAUGGCAAGCCAGUAGUAGUUCUAGGCUUAUGUUCUUUCAACUCAACACACGUAAGAGGGUCCAGGAGUUUGAGAUCAGGCUGGGCGAUAUAGUAAGACCUUGUGUCAAAAAACAAAAACACCUAGGAGAGUGUGUGCCUCCUUCUGGCAUCUCCAGCUUAAGUCCCCCAAUCUGCUCCUAUUAGCUCACCCUAUUCUUUGUCCAACCCAAAACUAAGCAUUGUCUGCCUGCAGGGCCCAGCAAACGUGCCCUGGAAAGGGCCAGACGGGAAUCUGUUCAGCUUUGCAGGCCAUAGGUCUCUGUGUCAUGUUACUUUUGUGUGUGUGUGUGUGAUCUUUUAAAAGUGAAAAUCAUUUUUAGCUCAGAGGCCUGACAAAAAUAGGCCAGGGGUUUGCUUGCCACCACCCCCACCACCCCUCCUGCCAAGACAAACCCUGGUGUACAGCAUUCUCAUGGGCAGGCCUGGAGGUGGGGUCAGGCCAGCUCAUUCUAACCAUGUGGAGAAAGAGUUGAGGUGGUGUGGUUUCCCCAAAAGGAAUGGCUGUAUUUGGCUACCAAGAAAAAAAAUGCCAGAGUAAGGAAGAGGGGAGAAUGGCAGGCAUUCUCCACCCCACAUCUGUGGCACAGCAGUCUGGGGGGUGUGCGUUAGGAGCCACAUUCAUGGAGGGUCCCAGCCUUAAGGGAUCAAGCAGUGGCCUUGGAAGGUUCUUGAGUGGGUGAGUAAUGUAUUGAAAGGAGCAUUUUAGGAAUAUUCAUCUCAUGACGGCAUAUGGGAGGACUUGGAAGGAGAGAGACUGGCAAUGAAAUUGUGUUUCUGAAAGUCCGAGGAUGAAAAAAUGUACCUCUUCCAUCAACCCCAAACUGUUUGACAUGCCUUGGUUCAUGAGCAACUUGAGGCACAUAAAUAUAUGCUUUAAAGUUUAAAAGUAAGAAGUGAGAUGAAUGGAUCGUCUGAUGAGGCUUCCUCCAGCUCCAUCCGGAGAGUGCAGGAGCCCUGGAAAUGAUUUUCUGCAGCUCCAGCUGUGAUGAACAAUGCAGGGUCCCUCUCCCUUUGUGUGGCUCACCCCAGUCCUCUGUGUUGGGCUUGAUUGGAAGCCAAGUACCGGCAUUGCCUUUCCUCCAGAGUAGGGAAUAGAGGCCAAAUUUCGUAAAAUAAUUCUGAGUGAUGGUGGACUCUGUCGAAGCAUUGAUUGCUUUAUAAAUGGCAUUCUUCUCUCUGCACCCCCGCCCCCGCCCCCCACCACUGAAGUUUAGAGGCAGCGGCUUUUCAAAUUACGCUUGAAAAGCAGCCUGAUUUCCCACAGGAAUUAUCUCCUAGAUUAGGAGCUGUUCUACCUUUUCUGACAAUUUUACCCAGAGUGUAAAGCCUGUCUGCAAAGGGUGAGGAAGGAGCAGUGCCCUACUCAUUUCAAAGUAUUCAGCACCAGCCAUUUAUGAAAAGGGCUCACAAUAGUCCUAGCCCCACAUUGGGGGCCGGCUGCCUCUGCAGCAGGAAAGGGUUAAAAAGCACUGAUGAAUGACUGCCUCCACCACCCCCUUCCGUUUUCCCUCCUUAUGUAAUUUCCCAUUCUUUUUGCACAACAGCUCCUGGGGUCUCAACCUGCUCUCUCAAUCAGUACCCUCACGUCCUCAGCUUCCUCCCACACAGGCGGGCUCAGAAGUAAGGAAAGCAGCUUUCAAAAUCUCUGGCCGUUUCCAAGGGAAGAGUUGGGAGGGGGUGGGGGUGGGGCUGGAACUGAAGUAGUGGAGAAAGAGUCCCAAGUUUCUUGAAAUAAAACAUUGACUGCAUUCUCCAUGACUCAAGUGUGCAGUGGAGACAGACCUACGUGCACCUCACCUCCUGUUAGCCCCAUCCCAUGUCCUACCCCACAGACCCCACCGGCUGCUCUCCUGCCCUGAGCAGUGCCCUGUUCCCUGGAGGAGCUCAGAGAGGCCAGAAAUAAGAAUCAGACUAUGCCAAAGAUCAGAGAUCACCUCAGGCACUCCCUUCCCUCCCUGAGCCUCAGUUGCCCUGUCUCCAGGUGGAGUUCGGAGCAUUGUUCUACCCUCUAAAAUAUCUGUGAUUUGUUUGCAUCAGUGUUGGCAGUGUGAGAAGCAGUUGUGUAAAUUGGUACUUUUUGGAGGUCACUUGGAUGGGGCACACAAAGGUUCACACACAUAGGCUAUUCACUACUAUGUUCGUAAUUUACAAAAACCCUCAAAUAUUGAAUGACCUGUAUGUGCCAGGCAUUAGGCUGAGGGCUUUACAUUACUGUCUCAGACUGAAAGUGGAAAUAGCAAAUAAGCCAGUCAUGGGAUUUAACCAUCCAUCCAAAAAAGAUGGAAACACUUCCUACACACACACACACACACACACACACACACACACCUGCCCAACACAGAAAUGCUGCUGAAUUCUACUGAGAAAUGGUAUAUCAAAAACCAGGAAAUACUGCUGUGAAGUAUUUGCUUAAUGUAAAUGUAAAAUGUUUUAAGUAAGAGAAGAGGUUGAGGGAGAACAGGAGUGGACUGGUUGAAUGGACAGUGGUACAUUCUUGUAACAGCAUGCUGUGCAGCAUUAAAAAGAAAGUGGCAAUAACUAUGUGAGUUUGAAAUGCACAUACCCUUUGACUCAGCAAUCCUGCUUUGAGGACUUUACUUGUCCUUGUGCAAAGAUGAGAAAAUGUUUGUUGAUUCAUUGUUUGCAUUAAUAAAAGACUGGAAAAACCUAAAA
Molecule: messenger RNA, 10067 nt
Organism: Heterocephalus glaber (naked mole-rat)
Lineage: Eukaryota; Metazoa; Chordata; Mammalia; Rodentia; Bathyergidae
Gene: Tti1
Product: TELO2 interacting protein 1
Cellular component (GO): cytoplasm
Source: RefSeq, a predicted model, not a curated record